AUCAAGAUAACCACUAUUAUCAGCUACCACCCCUUUUGCUAACCAGUUUUCAAGCCAUCGCCCAAAUGCCUCGCCUUUACUGUCGUUCCCCCAUAGUUGCUCGGUAUGGAUUGAAACACCACCGAAAUUAUUAGCCAUAUAGACGUCUGUUAGCAGUCUAUCGCCGAUAAAUGCCACGUUGUUGAGUGCACCAAAUCUAGCCUCCAAUGGUGCCUUGAGUCUUGAGGAAGGUUUAGGAUCACUGUGUUCAAGAACAUCUACACCUGUAUUCCGUGAAACAACAUUAGCCUGUAUUGUAUUAGACUUGUGAUAAGAGGAUGAAGUAAUCUCACUUGUAUAAGUCCCGGGUCUUUAGAUGUACCGGCAGAGUUCGACAAAAUGACACAACGAUUACCAAAUACGCUUUUGCAGUCAUCCCAGCUGGACUGUAUUUCUUCUAUAACGUAAUCCUGUCUUGGGAGUGUUAAGCAGUUAUCUCUAUCUAUAACUAUUCCUGUGAUUCCUUUACGUUUAAGUGCACUGAAGUCUAUAGAGCGGAUAUCUAGCUGAGUGUUAAGUAUAUCGACUAUCUAAUAAUACUUCCCUACCAUCGACUCUAAUAGAAGGUUUCAGCAGCUUCGGAUUAAAGGCUGAACGUAUCGUAGCUGCUAUCGCUGCAACACUCAUCAUGGAAUUACUUCAAGAAGCGCUAGAAAGUCAAGCGGAGAUAUCAAAAGUACAAAAAGUAGCUUUGCUAUCACAUUUGAAAGCUUUAAAUAGGGACAACUCUGCACUUAUACGCCAGUCCAAGCAAAAUGCUGCACAUCAAGCUCAGUUGUCAGAUAACGUACAUGCUAAAGUGCAGAAUUUGCUAUACGAGAGAAGACAUUUAGAGCAGGAGAUAGAGAGGUGUAGGAAUUUCAAGACUACGUAUGACAAAUUACCUUUGAUAUCUUUGGAGGAAUAUAACAGCAUACAGAGGGAUGAAGAGAGUACGAAGGAUAAUGACGAGCAUACAUUAAUGCUUAAUAGGCUUAGACAUGAGCUUAACACGCGCCGGGAAUUGAACGAUCGCCGUAAAGAACUCCAAGAUAUAAGAUCUGCAGUGAAUAGCGAAAAUAACGCAACAAAGAACAGUUUAGAAGAUUUAGAUAGUGACCUUGAUAAGUUCGUAGAUUUUGCCCGGGGUAUCCAACUCAAGCUCAAUAAGCUCGAUAAAGUUUGGGAAGAUGCUGAGAACAAAGAAGAAGAGAAAGAUGACAGAAAAGACGAUCCAAUUGAACUCGACCAGGAUAAUGAAGCUGAUAAGGUCCAGGAUACCCGAGAGGACGACGAAAUGGAUACUAAUUAAUUUAUUUACUGUCACUUUGCAUAUAUUGUUCCAUCGCAGCUUCUAAUUCGCUAAUCGCCUGUCUUCUCUCUUCACUAAGUACGCCAGCGCGUGCACUGGAAACAUCCAGACGAUGCUGGUCAUCACCGAGGAAGUUUACCAUUUUAAGUGCAUGGGUUAUGCCUAAUAAGCUGUUCGCUGAACGUAUCAUCGACUCAGAACGACAGCUAAUCUGAAAUGCCUCUUUGCUAAUCUUAUAAUUAUCUUUUUUGGCUAUCUCAGCGAGACCGAUGAUUUCAGAUAAUCCGUCACUAAGCUGAGCUACCUCUGUAUCCACUCUGUUGUUUAAACUAUCGUCGAACGCCUCUAAAUAUUCCUCUGGUGUGCGAUCAUCACUCUCUGCAGUGUUUAUAGAUGAAGAACCUUUUAUCAAUGAGGAACUGAGUGAUUGGUAUUUCUUAGCGUCUGAUUUU
Messenger RNA from Wallemia mellicola CBS 633.66, 1782 nucleotides. RefSeq lists its product as hypothetical. Gene Ontology annotation, cellular component: THO complex part of transcription export complex. Gene Ontology annotation, biological process: mRNA export from nucleus; positive regulation of DNA-templated transcription, elongation. Gene Ontology annotation, molecular function: mRNA binding. The record is from RefSeq and is a predicted model, not a curated record. Bases 668 to 1330 code for a protein of 220 amino acids. The transcript has 2 exons. Lineage: Eukaryota; Fungi; Basidiomycota; Wallemiomycetes; Wallemiales; Wallemiaceae.